This is a messenger RNA of Trichomycterus rosablanca, 4136 nucleotides long. It is a transcript of the gene arhgef10la, whose product is annotated as Rho guanine nucleotide exchange factor (GEF) 10-like a. Gene Ontology annotation, molecular function: protein binding; guanyl-nucleotide exchange factor activity. The transcript has 27 exons. The record is from RefSeq and is a predicted model, not a curated record. Gene Ontology annotation, cellular component: cytosol. Gene Ontology annotation, biological process: positive regulation of stress fiber assembly; SREBP signaling pathway; actin cytoskeleton organization. The coding region runs from base 119 to 3901 and encodes 1260 amino acids. NCBI's taxonomy places the organism in Eukaryota, Metazoa, Chordata, Actinopteri, Siluriformes, Trichomycteridae.
AAGAAGCAUAAAGAUGUGCUUCAGAAUUCACCAGUUUUAUAGUCUUUGUUAGCUUGUUUGGAUUAGGAGGUGAAGUUUUUCGUCUGUGGGAAGUUCAAGUGCUGAUAAGAAGGGCUUUAUGUGCACACCUCUGUCCCCUCAACCGCCAAGAGUCAUUAAUGAGAAUGAGGAGGAAAAGAAAGAAGACAAAGACACAACACAGAGCUCUGAAUCAGCAGAUGCUACGAUGUCUUUAAAUAUAAAUAAUGCUAACAAUUAUCAAAAGAAUACAACAAAGCAAACGACUCCUGAUACUGGUUUUACUAGUACAGAAGACCCAAUAAUGGAAAACGCUACAGUGCCCCCUGGUGGUCAGGAUAUUCCAAGUGUGGCUGUAGGUGUGUGCGUUUUAAGCACAGACACACCAUCAUCUGAAAGCCCAAAGCAAGAUGUGGCGUCAGCUGGCAAAGCUAAAGAAGAAGAUCCAGAUAUAGCUGAAGGACAGGACUUAACAUGGGAUGUAAAUGCCACUGUCAGCACAUCACAUUGUGCUGGAGGAGGUAAAGAAGUAUCUCUGGAAUGCGGUGUUAUCCAGACAGCCGAGGCUGAAGUGAUCUACGACGACGUGGCGGCCGAGUAUCUGUGCCCAGGAGCGGGAGACAUGAUCUAUGAGGAUGUACAAAGAGAGGAUGUUCCUCCGGGGCCCAACAAUGGCCUGAGCUCCAGCGAGUUUGAGAGCUAUGAUGAGCAGUCUGACUCAGAGAAAGUGCCUGGCCGCAGCAAGCUCUCGCCUCGUGUGCGUCGCCUUCGGGAGCAAUAUGCCAGGACCAAGAAGGAGCUAGCUAUGAAGCUAGGGAGCAAACAUCAGGUGCACCAGCUGAUGAGAGCAGCUCGUAGUGGAACUAAAGAUGGCCUGGAGAAGACGAAGAAGGCCGUUAUGAGAAAAGUCUCCUUUCUCCAGAAAAAGGAACACUCAGAUGAAGCCGAGGACGAUGCAGGCUAUCUGGAUGUGACUUUAUCUGAGACCAAACACCCUCCUGCCCAGCUGGGCCCCAUGCCAGAAGGACUUAGCAGUCACCAGAUUGUUCGGCGUCACAUUCUGAGCUCCAUUGUGCAAAGUGAAAGAAGUUAUCUGGAUUCUCUUAAAAGAAUACUUCAGGAAUACCAGCGACCCUUGUUGGAGGCCUCACCCUGCAUCCUGAGCCCCAGAAAGAUCAGACCUAUUUUCUUCCGUGUGCGGGAGAUCACUCAGUGCCAUUCCAUGUUCCAGAUUGCUCUAGCCUCCCGUGUGGCAGAAUGGGAUGUUAGCGAAAAGAUCGGCGACCUCUUCGUAGCCUCGUUCUCCAAGUCUAUGGUGCUGGAUGUGUACAGCGAUUACGUCAACAACUUUACUAACGCCAUGGCUCUCAUCAAGAAAGCCUGUUUAUCCAAACCAGCCUUCCUCGACUUUCUUAAGAAGAAACAGUCGUCUAGUGUUGAUCGGAUCACUUUGUAUGGUCUGAUGGUGAAGCCCAUUCAGCGUUUUCCUCAGUUUAUUCUGCUUCUGCAGGACAUGCUGAAGAACACUCCGAAAGGCCACGUGGACCGGCUGCACCUGCAGAUGGCUCUUACCGAGCUGGAAUCUCUGGCCGAGAAGUUGAAUGAACAGAAACGAGUGGCAGAUCAGAUCACAGAGACCCAACAGCUCGUUCGCAGCAUCAGUGACCGCUCACUCAGCAAAGCACUGAAUUCGGAUCAGAGCUUUUUAAUCCUGUGUGAGACGCUGACUGAGACGGUGUAUGGAGAACGUGGCCAGGUCCUGAAGUCCAGGGAGCGCAAAGUCUUCCUUUUUAACCACAUGCUUGUCUGUGCCAACGUCAAUAUAAAGGGUCCUCCAGAUCUUACCAAUCUGGUUCCAGUAGGACCCAAAUACACUAUGAAGUGGAGCGCCCCCUUAAUGCAGAUCCAGGCUGUGGAGGUUGGCCAGGAUCCACAUUUCCAACAGGGUGGAAUGAAAAUGUCAGGCGGCGCUUCGGGUUCGGGGAAGGUGAUACUGGGUCCUCCUCGACUAUAUCAAGAGCUUCAGGAACUGCAACAUGACCUUUCUGUAGUGGAGCAGGUUACAACAUUGGUGGGCACCUUACAGGGCACAUACCAGAAUCUGAACAGCACAGUUGCUCAGGACUGGUGUUUGGCCCUGCAGAGAUUUAUUUGCAUAAAAGAGGACCAAAUCCAGAGUGCCAACAAGUGUCGUCUUCGGCUUCAAGUCCCUGGCAGACCAGACAAGUCGGGCCAUCCAGUCAGCUUCAUGGUGGUGUUCAACACUCCAAGUCCUCUAAGCAAGAUCUCCUGGGUCAACCGUCUUCAUCUGGCCAAGAUAGCGCAAAAGGAAGAGAACACGCCAGGCUGGAUCUGUGCAGAGGAUGAUGAGAGAACAAAGACUCCAUUCUGGUGUCCACUGCUGGCCUGGCGUACGCCUAUUUUCACCUCAAAAGCUCAGGACUGUAAGCUAAAAGUUGCUCUGCAUAAUCCAGUUCAGUGCACCCUGCUGGGCUUCUCUGCUGCAAGUACAUCUCUCCCUCAAGGCUACCUCUGGGUAGCAGGUGGACAGGACACACAGGGUUACGUGGAGAUUUUUUCCCUGAACCGAACCCCCCCACGUUCAGUAAAGAGUUUCCAGCUAGCAGCUCCGGUGCACUGUUUAGAGUUUGUGCCUGAACCCACUCAUUCUGAUCAAGCCAUGUCUGGCUCUAAUAACACAGGCGUCACUGGAAACACCGUCUGUGUAGGACUGGGGGACGGAAGCAUUCUAAUCUAUGGGAGCAUGGACACGUCCACCCAGUGUCUCCUGACCCUGCGAAACGCUCAAGGCUCCUCUGUCCUGUGUCUCAAACAUGCCGCUAACAUGCUGUUCGCCGGACUGUGCGACGGCACGGUACUCGUCUACGAGAGAUCGCCUGGAGGAGGCUUGUGGAAUCCCGACUGUCGAAUAAUCAAGCUGGGUCAGCAGCCGGUUCAGACCUUACUAGCCCUAGAGGACUCUGUAUGGGCCAGCUGUGGCAACCGUGUCUCUGUUAUCAACGUCUCUACCCUGUCCACUCGGAUGUUUGAGGUGCACCAGGACCCAACGGUACAUGUUUCCCACAUGGUACGAGCAGGUGGAGGGGUGUGGAUGGCUUUCUCUAAGGGUUCCUGCAUACGCUUGUUUCACACAGAGACACUGGAGCACCUACAAGAGAUCAACCUCUCCACACGCUCUUCACUGAACAACUCCGCUCAAGUAAACAUGUGGGUCACCAGUCUGCUGGUUUGCCAGGGGUUGUUGUGGGUGGGCACCGCUCAGGGCAUCAUCAUCACUCUGCCUGUCCCCAAGCUGGAGGGCAUCCCAAAAAUAACAGGUAAGGGAAUGACCUCUGUGAAUGCUCAUCAUGGUCCUGUGGAUUUCCUGGUGGCCCUCAGCAGCACACUGUCCCCAGAUCUUCUCAAGCGAGACUCGGUUGUAGAGGCGCCCGACUCAGCCUGCGGAGGGGACGAGCGAAGCGACACUUCCUCCCAGGACUCUCUUCCACAGUGCGGCACGUCUUCAUUCGGGGAGGUCAAGGAAAGGUCACAGAGCAUGCUGCUUCAGUACCGCAUCCGUUCCACCACCGCUUUACCUGGACGGCGGCUGACCACUCGGUGUGAUGAGAACUCAGAUUCAUCAUUGGAGUCUUUGGAACACAGUCUUGAAGAUGGCUCAAUCUACGAGCUAAGCGACGACCCAGACAUGUGGGUCAAGGGUCGACCGAUUGCAAGGGAAGGUUCAAAGAGGGACUUGGUGACAUCUGCGGCAGUCAUCUCUGGAGGAAAGGGAUUUAGGAGACUUAGGGAGGGAGGAUUGAAGGGUGUGGUAGAAUCAAACGAGAGUACCCUGAUGGUUUGGCAACUGCCCCUUAGGGUCUAGAAUUUAACAGAUGGAAUUUAAAUCCAUCUACUACUGGGAGCUACUGGGAGGUGGGAGACAUUGGGUGUCUGUCAAGAUUAAAUUCUGCUGUUUCAUACAACACGUCUAAAGUGGGUCUACUGAACUAAAUAUUAUCAUUUUUUAUUAUUAUUAAACUGAAAUAUUGACAAGUUAACACAGUAACCUGCCAUUAAUGUAAAAUUUUGUGAAACUUAUUAAAACUUUGAUAAAUAAA